AAGUCCCGGUAUUCUACAGUCAUGAAGCUGUUGGUAGUGUUCGUUGCUCUGGUGGCGGCCGUUCUGGCUGAAGAGGCGAUCUUCCAGGACUACCACCAGGAGAUCGGUAUAGAACUAGCCGCUAAGAUCAAGGCUCGCGAGGAAGCUGCCGACUUCGAUGGCUCCAGGAUCACAGGAGGAAACGCUGCUGCCCUCGGCUCUCACCCACACUUGGGUGGUCUAGUCAUCACACUUAACAAUGGCUUCACCUCCGUCUGCGGCUCCUCCCUCCUCUCCAACACGCGCGCCGUCACCGCCGCCCACUGCUGGAGACACGGCAACAGCCAAGCUCUCCAGUUCGUCGUGGUCCUCGGCUCCACCCUCCUCUUCUCCGGCGGAGUCCGCGUCCCCACCUCCAACGUGGAAGUCCACGCCAACUACAACCAGAACAACUUGAACAAUGAUAUUGCUGUCAUCAACCUCAGCUGGGUUACUUACACCAACGUCAUUCAGCCCAUCAGCCUGCCUACUUCUCAAGUGAACAACAACUUCGCCGGCACCUGGGCCUGGGCUGCCGGCUUCGGCGCCACCGGAGACAACAACCCCAUCACCAACAACCAGUUCCUGAGCGAGGUCUCCCUGCAAGUGAUCACCAACGCUGUGUGCGCCUCCACUUACGGCAACUCUGUGGUCGCCAGCUCCGUCAUCUGCGUGAGCGGCCAGGGCCGCAGCACCUGCGGCGGGGACUCCGGCGGCCCCCUGUGGGUGUGGGUCGGCAGCGAGCGCAACCUGAUUGGUAUCACCUCCUUCGGCCACGUGAGCGGCUGCCAGAACGGCUUCCCCGCCGGGUUCGUCAGAGUGACCUCCUUCAUCUCUUGGCUCCAGGCCCGUCUGUGAACGCACCAGAUUCAUAGAUAAAAUUCACUACCAGAUUAAUGGCAUUUAUAAUUUAAGCUCUACUAAUAAAUGAUUCAUAGCUAA
Amyelois transitella is the source of this 960-nucleotide messenger RNA. Its product is annotated as collagenase-like. The transcript is spliced from 5 exons. Gene Ontology annotation, molecular function: serine-type endopeptidase activity. Gene Ontology annotation, biological process: proteolysis. The coding region runs from base 22 to 876 and encodes 284 amino acids. The record is from RefSeq and is a predicted model, not a curated record. Lineage: Eukaryota; Metazoa; Arthropoda; Insecta; Lepidoptera; Pyralidae.